CUGCUCCGCGGGGUUGCGCGGGAAGGGAAGGGAAGGGAAAGGGAAGGUAGGGCACUGCGCCGCCGUGCGCGCCCGCGGGGCACCGCGGGGCCACUCCGAGUGCGGGACAUCCACACCGCAGAGCUGCGGCCACAGCCAACGCCCCGCAGCUCCCCCCAAAACCGGCGACUUUGGCUCAGCUUCUCCUCUAUGUUUAGGGCAGAGUUUCACAGUUCCUUCUUUCCUUUUCCUUUUUUUGUAUCCAUUUCUUUUCUUUUGCCUUUUUAUUUUUGCCCCUCUUCUCCCCCCCCCCCCUAUUUUUUUUUUUUUGUUUCUUUUUUUAUCUUCUUUUCUUCUUCCCUUUAUUUUUUCCUCCUCCCGUCCCUGGGCAGGGAGGUGCGGCCCAGCCCGGCCGGCCGCCUGGGCCCGGCAGGUUGUCUGCCGCGAUCGCAGCGCGGGGGGGAAGGCUCCGGCCCCCCUGCCGCUGUCCGUCCCCACGCCGCGCUGCCCACUUGCUUUUCCGCUCCUGCAUUUGGGGGAGAACCGCUGGGUUGCUGCAGGCAGCCGGUGGUCUCCGGGAGCCGGAGCCUACGGGCCCCGGAGAGCUCCCGGGAAAGAACCGGGGGAGAAGCCGGGCAGGGCCAGGCGCCGGGGGAGAGGCGGCGGGGCGCGGGCAGGGGCUGCGGGCAGGCCCUGGCGUUGCCUUUGCCCUGUCAUUGCCGCCCCGCGGCCGCUGACCUCGCCCCGCUGGGCCGCUCUCCCCUCUCUCCCCAGGGCUCGCCCUACGACCACACGCCGGGCAUGGCCGGUUCCCUGGGGUACCACCCGUACGCGGCGCCGCUCGGCUCCUACCCCUACGGGGACCCCGCGUACCGCAAGAACGCGACGCGGGACGCCACGGCCACCCUCAAGGCCUGGCUCAACGAGCACCGGAAAAAUCCCUACCCCACCAAGGGCGAGAAGAUCAUGCUGGCCAUCAUCACCAAAAUGACCCUCACCCAGGUCUCCACCUGGUUCGCCAACGCGAGGCGGCGGCUCAAGAAGGAGAACAAAAUGACCUGGACCCCACGAAACCGCAGCGAGGACGAGGAGGAAGAAGAGAACAUCGACCUGGAAAAGAACGACGAGGACGAGCCUCAGAAACUGGAGGACAAGGGGGACCCCGCGACUCCGGACACAGGAGCGGCGGAUCCCAAGGCAGCGCCGGGCUGCGAGCGCCUCCAGGAGUCCCCCGGCCCCCGGGAGGCCGAGAGCGGCCUCAGCGACUCGGAUUGCAAAGAGCUAGCGGAGGAGAGGCUCGACGGGCCGCCCGGCCCCCACAAGGCGCCCGGUGCUUCCCCGCUGGGACCGUGCCCGGCGGGCCGCGGGCCGCCGCCGGCGGGCGGCGAGGAGCCCCCGCCGUACCGCCCUCCCUCCGCCGCCGCCGGGCCGCCGCACGCCGCCGACCUGCACCCGCUGCUGCCCGCCGCCACCGGCGCCUCCGUCAUCCACUCGCCGCAGCAGGCGGCCCUCGCCAAGCCCAAGCUCUGGUCGCUGGCCGAGAUCGCCACCUCGGCGGACAAGGCUAAGGAGGCCGGCGGCGAGGCGGCACCCCCCGGCCCCGCCGUGCUGGCCGGUGGCGGCCCGUCCCGCUCGCCGCCGCGGCCGCGCUCUCCGGCCGCGCAGUGCCCCUUCCCCAACGGGGCGGUCCUGCCCCGGCCGCUCUACUACACGGCGCCCUUCUACCCCGGCUACACGAACUACGGCUCCUUCGGGGCCCUGCACGGGCACCCGGCCGGCGGCCCCGCCGCAGCAGCCCCCGGCGCCCACUUCAAUGGAUUAAAUCAGACUGUCCUCAGCAGAGCCGAGAGCCUGGCUAAAGACACUAAAAUGAUCAGGAGCCAGUCCCAAGUAGACCUUUGCAAAGACUCACCUUACGAACUGAAGAAAGGUAUGUCCAACAUUUAAUAUCGGCUUCUCCUCCCUAACCCCUUCUGGGACUGUGGUUCUGUUCCUUUUCUUUUUAUUUUCUUUUUUUUUUUUUUUUUUUUUUUUAUUUUUCCUUUUUUAAUUUAUUUGAGAGAAAUAAUAAAUUGCUUUGGCAGUUAUUUUUCCAGUACCAAAAGAAAAACAAAACAAACAGAAAAAGACCAGCUCCCCCCUCCCUCCCAGCACCCUCUUCAAAAGUUUAUAAGAGUCUAUUUGAAAUGGCUGGGUCGAAACCACCCAGAAAUGUCUUAAGCAAGUGAAAAGCAAAUGAGUGACACGCUCUCUCACACACACACAAAGAAGAAAGAUUUGUAUUAAAUCUUAUUCUGUAUAUUUAAUGUAGCUUUUUUGUAUUUAAAUUGAUAAUACAGUAUCUUUGAAGUAAAUUAUGAAAUCAAGACAACUGUACAGGCAUUAAUGUUGUUUUCGUAAUAUAAAUAUAUACAUUUCUGUGUCUUUUUCCGAAUUGUUUCAUAGUUUUAAAAUAUAUAUAUACAAGUUUAAUUUAAUUUUUUAUGCCUAUUGUUUUUUUUUCCCUUGGGUGUGAGUUAAACUAUAAUGCAAAAACGAGACAAAAAAAAAGGAAAUAGGUUAUACGUAUUAGAUUAAAAAACAAAACAAAACAAACUUGCAGCCGCCUUUGUAAAAUGCAAAUAUUUAAUUAAAAGAGAUUUUUAACAGAAUCAAAACCACUCUCUUUUUGCAACGGGCAGACAUGUGCAUAGCUGCGGAAAAAUAAAAGCACGUCUUAAAUGAGACGCGGGGCUCCACUGAGGACCUCACAGUAGUACCUGAAGCCUUUUUGGAAGUGGCAGGAAAUUUUUAAAAGGUCGGGGGCUCCGGAAGCGAGAGCCGGCCGCGGGGCCAGGAGAGGCGGCGGCAGCGGGACGGGGCAGGGUGCGGGAGGGACGCUGUUCCCAGAGGUGAAGGCUUAAAUCAGGCCACGCACAAAAGCACUUGUUAGAAACACCAAAUCGAAGCGCAGUCCCAUCUUUUAACCUAAUUACUUCCAAUCAGUGUCGUGUUUUAUGCAAAGCAAUCAGCUGGUGAACUUUGCUAAUGAGUUCGAUUUUCUGCCAGAUUUAGCCCGCGUCGCUGCAGCAGCGGUGCUGCGGCGGCAGCCGGGGCCGCCGACUGCCCGGGCAAAUGCGCUCGGUGCGGCGGGGGCGGCCGUGGCCCCU
Messenger RNA from Poecile atricapillus (Black-capped chickadee), 3128 nucleotides. RefSeq names its product iroquois homeobox 5 (gene IRX5). Gene Ontology annotation, cellular component: nucleus. The transcript is spliced from 2 exons. The coding region runs from base 190 to 1926 and encodes 578 amino acids. Gene Ontology annotation, molecular function: RNA polymerase II cis-regulatory region sequence-specific DNA binding; DNA-binding transcription factor activity, RNA polymerase II-specific. The record is from RefSeq and is a predicted model, not a curated record. NCBI's taxonomy places the organism in Eukaryota, Metazoa, Chordata, Aves, Passeriformes, Paridae. Gene Ontology annotation, biological process: neuron differentiation; cell development; regulation of transcription by RNA polymerase II.